UGUCCCCUCCCAGGUGCGCCCCGCCCGCCGGCCUUGGGGCCGGGCUAUAACCUCAGCCCGAGGGCCCCGCACGGCCCCGGCCGGUGACGGUGCCACCAGGUGACACCAGAAGGUGACAGCAGGCGAGACCAAGCGACAUCGGAGGUGACAGCGAUGCUGGCGCUGCUGUUCGCGCUGCUGCUGGCGCUGCUGGGGUCCCGGGGGGCGGUCGCGCAGUGCCCCGCGCCCGCCGAGCUGCGCCCCACGAACGGGACCCGGCUCUGCGCGCUGCUCUACGCCGACAACAGCCCCUACUACGACCAGUGCUGCGCCGGGGACGCGCUCGAGGUGCUGCCGGACUCCGACAUGCCCUACCUGCCCGUGGGCUGGGCCGGCCGCGCCUCCUCGCUCGUGGUGGGCACCCGGUGCGAGCUCACCGUGUGGUCCCGCCGCGCCAAGGCGGGCAAAACGCGGCGCUUCUCGGCGGGAGCGGUGCCGCGGCUGCAGGAGGUGAAACGGGGGCUCUUCGGGGACUGGAACGACGCCAUCCGGGCUCUGUACUGCACCUGCAAGUGAGCCCGGGGGACACCUGGGGGACACGGGGGGACAUGGGGGGACACGGGGACAGGAACGACGCCAUCCGGGCUCUGUACUGCACCUGCAAGUGAACCUGGUGGGGACACGUGGGGGACACGGGUUGGUACGGGUCAGGAUGGGCCAAUGCAGCUCACCAUGAGCCAACGUGGGUCACCGCGACUUGACGUGGGUCAGGAUGUGCCAGCGUGGGUCAGGAUGUGCCAACGUGGGCCAGAAUGUGCCAAUGUGGGCCAGAAUGUGCCAGCGUGGGUCACUGCCACCUGGCACAGGUCAGAACGUGCCAGCAUGCAUCACCGUGUGCCAGCAAGAGUCAGCGCGGGUCAGCCUGAGCCAACGUGGGCCAAGGCACCCCCAAGAUGGCCAAGAUGAGCUGACACGAGCCAACACUGGCCUAGACAAGGCAAGCUGGCACUGCCAGGAUUCACCAUCAGGGACCGAGCCAAGCCAAGCCAAGCCAAGCCGAGCCAAUGUGACCCAGCACUGGCCAAGAUUCACCAUCAGGACCCAUGCCAAGCCAAACCAGGCCAAACCAAGCCAAGUCAACAUGAGCUGGCACUGGCCACAAUUCACCAUCAAGGACCAACCCGAGCCGAGCCACUGCGAGACCCCAUGUGCCCC
Molecule: messenger RNA, 1194 nt
Organism: Zonotrichia leucophrys gambelii
Lineage: Eukaryota; Metazoa; Chordata; Aves; Passeriformes; Passerellidae
Gene: SYCN
Product: syncollin
Exons: 1
Coding region: 154-555 (133 amino acids)
Biological process (GO): exocytosis
Cellular component (GO): secretory granule membrane
Source: RefSeq, a predicted model, not a curated record